AGAGCAGGAGAGUGCCUGAGAGAAGCAAGGUGAGGUGUUAGUCUACCACAGAGUUGGAUUUUAAUAACACAUUCUCCUACCACAUGUCUUGUUGCAGCAAGCCCAGAUUGACCUCCUCUUACUAGUUCAGGGCUUGUGCCUUGACUGUGCUCAGCUGUUACGUCCUUCCUGUUCUCUUGCAGCUGGGUCACAAUAACCCCCUGUUGGAACACAGGAAAAAAGGUUUAGGCCACAGAAGUGGGAGGUAAUAUUUGAGGAAGAAAGAGGUCUUGGUAGUAUAACAGCUUUAGUGGAAUUUAGAAGGCCUUAGGCUUCUCCUGCGCAGCCCUUGGUCGCCAAAGCCUUCCAUCCUCCGUUCAGAAGGGUGGAGCUGGGUCAAGGUGUUUGAGGCAUUUCUGUGGCCGCGUGAUGAUACUCUGCACACAAAUGCUGAAAUAGGGUCUCGUGCUAGGAUUGACCUUCACAAGAGGGAGUCUUUCCCAUUUUACAGAGAAGGAAAAUGGGUGCAGAGAGGCAACGAAAGACCUGGGAUUAGAACCUACCCUGCAGUCCUACCCUCCCCAUUUACGGAGGUGGCUACCCUAAACCAGAAUCAGCGCGGGGCUCUCCCUUCUUAGGGGCGGGGUCAGAGAUGUCCCCCACCUGCGUCAUGAGAAUGCCAGGGACUCCCAGGAGGGGUGGGGCCAGGCGCUGGUGAUUGGUGCGCAGGAGCCCCGGGGCGGUAAAGGGAAGGGCCCCGGGGCGGUACAGGGAAGGGGCGGGCCGGCGCAGCCGACUGGAACCUCCCGCGCGGCCGCCCGCCAUGCACGCCGGCAGCCAGGGCCACCCCCUCUCCUCGCUCUACGUGGGCGACCUGCACCCGGACGUGACCGAAGCCAUGCUCUACGAGACGUUCUCUCCCGUGGGCCCCAUCCUGUCCAUCCGCGUGUGUCGCGACGUGGCCACCCGGCGCUCGCUGGGCUAUGCCUACAUCAACUUCCAGCAGCCAGCAGAUGCGGAACGGGCACUGGACACAAUGAACUUUGAGGUGAUCAAAGGUCAACCCAUCCGAAUCAUGUGGUCUCAGCGAGACCCAGGACUUCGAAAGUCAGGUGUGGGCAACGUCUUCAUAAAGAAUUUGGAGGAUUCCAUUGACAGCAAGGCUUUGUACGAUACUUUCUCCACCUUUGGGAACAUCCUCUCUUGCAAGGUGGCGUGUAAUGAACAUGGCUCGCGGGGCUUUGGCUUUGUGCAUUUUGAGACCAACGAGGCUGCGCAGCAGGCCAUCAGCACCAUGAAUGGGAUGCUGCUGAAUGACCGCAAAGUUUUCGUUGGCCACUUCAAAUCCCAGCGGGAACGGGAGGCAGAGCAAGGGGCUCAGGCCCUGGAGUUCACCAACAUCUAUGUGAAGAAUCUCCAUGUGGACAUGGACGAGCAGGGCCUGCAGGACCUCUUCUUGGAGUUUGGAAACAUGCUGAGUGUGAAGGUGAUGCGGGACAACGGUGGCCACUCCCGGGGCUUUGGUUUCAUUAACUUUGAGAAGCAUGAGGAAGCCCAGAAGGCUGUGGACCACAUGAACGGAAAGGAGGUGAGCGGGCAGCAGCUGUAUGUGGGCCGGGCCCAGAAGCGAGCAGAGCGGCAAAAUGAACUGAAGCGCAGGUUCGAGCAGCUGAAGCAGGACCGGCAGACCCGCUACCAGGGUGUGAACCUGUAUGUGAAGAACCUGGAUGACUCCAUCAGUGACGAGAAGCUGAGGACAGUGUUCUCUCCCUACGGAGUGAUUACCAGUGCAAAGGUGAUGACAGAGGGUGGCCACAGCAAGGGAUUUGGCUUUGUGUGUUUUUCCUCUCCAGAAGAGGCGACAAAGGCUGUGACAGAGAUGAACGGGUGUAUCGUGGGCACCAAGCCGCUGUAUGUGGCAUUGGCCCAGCGCAAAGAGGAGCGGAAGGCCAUCUUGACUAACCAGUACAUGCAGCGCCUCUCCACAGUGCAGGCCUUGGGCCGCCCUGUCUUGGGCUCCUUCCAGCAGCCCAACAGCUACUUCCUGCCUGCUGUGCCCCAGCCUCCAGCCCAGCCUGCGUGCUAUAGCGGCUCUGGCUCCGUGGCCCCCGUCCAGCCUCCCCCCAGGUGGACAGCCCAGCCCCAGAGAGCUUCGUCUGUCUGCCCUCCAGCUGGCUCAGUGGUCCGGCCACCAGGCUUGCCCCGGCGCCCCCGCGUCCAUGUCAGCAGCGUCAGGCAGGCCUCUACCCAGGUGCCCUUCCUGGCAUCUCACACCAAGAGAGUGGCCAACAUUGGUACCCAGACUAUGGGCAGAACAGCAUGCGCUACAGAAGCGCCAUCUCUCCUGCCAUGCACGUGUUCCUCACCUGUACAAAUGGCCCAUGGGGUCCAGGAGCCCGCCGUGCACGUCCCUGGCCAGGAGCCCCUGACCGCGUCCAUGCUGGCUGCAGCGCCGCUCCAUGAGCAGAAGCAGAUGAUUGAUUUAAGGCCUUGAUCCUGGCUGAACCCUCCACACACUGCCAAGGUGGAUUGGCACCAACAAGAGGCCUUGCUGCUAGAAAUACUUCACAUUUGAAGAAUGUGAGUUUGUUCUCUAUUUCUCACUGCCUCCUCCCUGAAAAGUCUCAAGUUCAGUAUUACCAUAUCCUGUCUAGAAUGAAUGUCAGAAUUAUUUUUUUGCAAAAUGAACAUGAAUAGUCUUUAAAAAAAAAAAUACUGUGCUCACCAUACUUGUUUUUUUAUUCAAGAUGAGAUCUUGUCAUGUUGUGCAGGCUGGUCUCAAACUUACCAUCUUCUGGUCUCAGCUCCCAGUACUGGGGAUUACAGGCAUACACGAUUGUGCUUGUACACAAGAGUAGUCUUUAAAUAACAAUUUUGUGUCAGACCCCAUGCUAUAAUUACUUCACAUAUAUUAUCAAAUUUCUUCAAACCAUCCUUUUUGUUUUUUUGUUUUUUUGUGGUUUUUCUCCGGUACCGGGAACCGAACUCACGACCUUGCGCUUGCCAGGCAGGCGCUUUUGCCACUGAGCUAAAUCCCCAGCCCCUCUUCAAACCAUCCUUGAAGUGGGGUUUGCUCUGCCCAAUUUCUAAUCAGGAAAAGAAGUCCCCAGUAAGGUUUAGUGACACAGCCUGGAAGGAGCAGUUCCGGGACAAGAACCCACCUGUCCUCCCUGCUCUCCAUGGUGCCACUCCUGGGUUGCUGGGGUGUGAGCCAGAUGUGUGCAUAGCAAUCAGGGGUUGUUCCACACAGGGGAGCGUCUCUAUCAUCUUAUCCCUGAGGUUUAUGCUGCACUGGCUGGCAAGAUCACAGGCAUGCUGCUGGAGAUCGACAAUUCAGAGCUGCU
This is a messenger RNA of Chinchilla lanigera (long-tailed chinchilla), 3323 nucleotides long. It is a transcript of the gene Pabpc1l, whose product is annotated as poly(A) binding protein, cytoplasmic 1-like. Gene Ontology annotation, cellular component: cytoplasmic stress granule; ribonucleoprotein complex; cytosol. Gene Ontology annotation, molecular function: mRNA 3'-UTR binding; poly(U) RNA binding; poly(A) binding. The record is from RefSeq and is a predicted model, not a curated record. The coding region runs from base 803 to 2473 and encodes 556 amino acids. NCBI's taxonomy places the organism in Eukaryota, Metazoa, Chordata, Mammalia, Rodentia, Chinchillidae. The transcript is spliced from 13 exons.